UCUCUGAGAGAGAGAAUGGAGAUAUCAGUUGCAUCGUUAACAGUUUCAGUAGCUCUAGUUGUUGUGUCGUGGUGGGUAUGGAGAACUUUAAAAUGGGUUUGGUUUAAACCAAAGAUGCUUGAGAGUUACCUGAGAAGACAAGGUCUUCCCGGAACUUCUUACACGCCUCUUGUCGGCGACUUGAAGAGGAAUGUCAACAUGUUUACGGAGGCAAUAUCCAAACCCAUCAAACUAACAGAUGACAUCACACCACGUGUCAUGCCUCAUCCCUUGCAAAUGUUCAAGAAUCACGGAAGGUCUUUCUUUACAUGGCUUGGACCAACGCCAACCAUCACCAUAAUGGAUCCUGAGCAAAUCAAGGAAGUGUUCAGCAAUGUUUAUGAUUUCCAGAAGGCACAGACGUUCCUUUUGGGAAAUCUAAUAGCAACUGGACUCAUUAAUUAUGAUGGUGAUAAAUGGGCGAAGCAUCGAAGAAUCAUCAACCCGGCUUUCCACCUUGUGAAACUCAAGAAAAUGGUACCUGCGUUCCACCAAAGCUGCAGCGAUGUUGUUUGCGAAUGGGACAAGUUAGUCUCGGAUAAAGGGUCAUCGUGUGAGGUUGACAUUUGGCCUUGGCUUGUCAGUAUGACUGCAGAUGUGAUCUCUCGUACUGCUUUUGGUAGCAACUACAAAGAAGGGCAGAGGAUAUUUGAACUCCAAGCAGAACUAGUACACCUCAUCAUACAAGCUUUUUGGAAAGUUUACAUCCCUGGAUAUCGUUAUCUCCCUACGAAGAGUAAUAGAAGGAUGAAAGCAGCAGCUGGAGAAAUCCAAGUUAUACUGAGAGGGAUCGUUAACAAAAGGUUAAGAGCGAGAGAAGCUGGGAAAGCACCAAACGAUGAUUUGCUGGGUAUACUUCUUGAGUCGAACUUGGGGGAAGCUAAAGGAAAUGGAAUGAGCACUGAGGAUGUGAUGGAGGAGUGCAAGUUAUUCUAUUUCGCCGGGCAAGAGACAACUUCGGUACUUCUUGUCUGGACAAUGGUAUUGUUAAGCCAACACCAAGACUGGCAGGCUCGUGCACGAGAAGAAGUGAAGCAAGUUUUUGGCGACAAAGAACCUGAUACAGAAGGUCUCAACCAGCUCAAAGCUAUGACGAUGAUAUUAUAUGAGGUCCUAAGGCUAUAUCCUCCAGUAACUCACCUGACCCGAGCCAUUCACAAAGAGAUGAAGCUAGGUGACUUGACACUGCCAGGCGGUGUCCAUAUCAGUCUACCCGUAAUGCUAGUCCAACGCGACACCAAGCUGUGGGGGAAUGAUGCAGGGGAGUUCAAGCCUGAGAGAUUCAAAGAUGGUAUUUCAAAGGCAACAAAGAGCCAAGUCUCCUUCUUUCCAUUUGCGUGGGGGCCAAGGAUCUGCAUUGGCCAGAAUUUUACCCUGAUGGAGGCAAAGAUGGCAAUGGCAUUGAUUCUGCUGAGAUUCUCUUUCGAGCUUUCUCCUUCCUAUGUUCAUGCGCCUUACACCGUCGUCACCAUUCACCCACAAUUUGGUGCUCACCUUAUCCUGCACAGGCUAUAAUUCUAGAACCCCUUUUGUUGUUGCUAAUUAAACAAAGGAAGCAAAUUCCAGAUCAUAAUCAAAUAUUUUUAUUAAGUGAACUCAGUAUUUGUGAUUUACAAAACAAGAUAUUUCAAAGAAAGAGUACUUUUCUUCCUCUUCUUGUCGCUUUUCACAAAGUCAAAAUUUGCUUCUUCCCUAUUCAAUUAGUCACUACAUAAUAA
This is a messenger RNA of Camelina sativa (false flax), 1757 nucleotides long. Its product is annotated as cytochrome P450 72A13-like. NCBI's taxonomy places the organism in Eukaryota, Viridiplantae, Streptophyta, Magnoliopsida, Brassicales, Brassicaceae. The record is from RefSeq and is a predicted model, not a curated record. Gene Ontology annotation, molecular function: oxidoreductase activity, acting on paired donors, with incorporation or reduction of molecular oxygen; monooxygenase activity; iron ion binding.